CGGGGCCGCGGAGCGCCAUGGAGGCGCUGUCGCUGCCCGCGGCGCUCUCGCUGGUAGCCGGCGGCGGCGCGGGGCUCAGCCCGGAGCGGCGGGCGGCACUGGGCGCCUCGCUGCCGCUGGUGCAACGCGACUACCGCUUCGAGCGGGUCUGGUUCUGGGGCUGCGUCCAGGGCGUGCGCGGCGCCUACUACAUCGCCGAGGGGCUGGGCCCCGACCGCGCCGCGCCCCGCAGCCGGCUGUACAGCUUGAACUGCUUGGACUGGAGCCUCCUGACGCCAGCCACCAAGGAGAUGCUUGCACUGACUGAGCAGGUGAAGGGCCGCUUUCAGGGAGAUCCUUCUUUUGAGUACAACUUGUCUGAGAUAAACGCAGAAGCAGCUGCAAGACUGAUUGAAAGUGGUAAAGAGCCUGUGAUCAAGGAGGAGGCCCGCCUUAUAGCUACGAUAGAACAGAUAGACAGAGCAGUUGGCAUUGUCCCCCGGGGGGCAUUUGUGAAAACUCCUCUUGGGCCUGUGCAUGAAAACAGACACUUUGAAGGUCUGUCUUUAGUGGAGGCAAAAAAGUUAAGUUCCUAUUUCCAUUUCACUGAGCCUGUUAACCUGAAGAAUAAAACCCUGCUGGAAAAAGCUGACCUGGACCCAUCCAUUGACUUUCUAGAUUCUCUGGAGCAUGAUAUCCCACGAGGUAAAGGCUCCUGGAGUAUCCAGCUGGAGAAGGGAGGCACUGUGGUGGUGCUGCGGAGCCUGCUGUGGCUGGGACUGACAUUCUACCAUGUCCCAACAACCAAGCAAUUCGGCUACGUCUACUUUGGCACUGGUGAGAAGAAUCUGGAUCUGCCCUUCAUGCUUUGACUUCUGUCUGGAAGAAGGACUGAAGAACUAGAAAAGAUCUAGAUUUUAUACUUAGGAAAUUUUGUUUACUGCUUGUUCUAAUAAAAAUGUGAAACCUCUGCACUUUGA
Molecule: messenger RNA, 959 nt
Organism: Parus major (Great Tit)
Lineage: Eukaryota; Metazoa; Chordata; Aves; Passeriformes; Paridae
Gene: RSPH9
Product: radial spoke head component 9
Exons: 5
Coding region: 18-851 (277 amino acids)
Biological process (GO): motile cilium assembly; cilium movement involved in cell motility; axoneme assembly
Cellular component (GO): axoneme
Source: RefSeq, a predicted model, not a curated record